Aspergillus luchuensis is the source of this 528-nucleotide messenger RNA. RefSeq lists its product as uncharacterized. The record is from RefSeq and is a predicted model, not a curated record. The transcript has a single exon. The coding region runs from base 1 to 528 and encodes 175 amino acids. Lineage: Eukaryota; Fungi; Ascomycota; Eurotiomycetes; Eurotiales; Aspergillaceae.
AUGGUUGAACCCAUUUCUGUCGAGCAGAUCCCCAUCUCGUCCAAGCAAAAUUCCAGGAUGCCAAAGACGAAGACCCUGCUGUUCAAUAUUCUCUUAAUCCUGCUUUCGCUCUGCGCUGUAGUGGCACUCAUCGUCGCCUCGAUCGCACUGAAGAAGACACAGGAGCUUGGAGACUUCAAGUCCUCGCUCUUCAUCAGUGACCUGGAGCGCAUAUUCAAUAGCACGGCCUAUGCUAUUGCAAAAAGUGGACCAGAUGCACCGGCAUGCAGUAAUCUUACUGCCGAGACUGUCACCGGCCAAACGACACUGCCUGGUGAUUGUGUGUCUGUGAAAGAGAGCUAUGAUAUGUGGGUGACCAGGCUGGCAGAUAACUGUGCUCCAUAUCUUUUUGCCGAGGAGGAUUGUACUGGUGCUUUUAGAGAGUUUGAGAAGUUGGCUACCCCUGCCUGUAUCGUUGCAGCAGGAGGAGGCCGGUUGAGCGGGAAGGAGGGGAACUUUUACAGGAGCUUUCAGAUAUCAUGUACCUAG